This is a messenger RNA of Diatraea saccharalis (sugarcane borer), 925 nucleotides long. The record is from the annotation of a GenBank genome assembly. Lineage: Eukaryota; Metazoa; Arthropoda; Insecta; Lepidoptera; Crambidae.
UACUCUAUGACGACAUCAAGAUAGUAGGUACUUAUUAAAUCUCAUGAUAGCCGAGCGGCAUCAAUCAGUUGUUCCUUGAAAGCCCCAAGACGUUGUAGUGUCUACAUAUUGACGCAACCGGCAUCAACCCAACUGAAAUACGAAGCAGGUCACAAAAUUAAAUAACAACAUGGAACAGAACCAGAAGCCUAUUUUCGAUUAUCAUGAAGAGACCCACGCUGAGAAAUUGGCUCGUAAAUCAAAGGAAUCUCCGUUCAUGAUUAUCGGAUUGGGCGCCCUCGCUGCAUCUGUCGGCUACGGCAUAUAUUCCUACAAAAACCGUGGUCAGAUGAGCACCAGCGUAUUCCUAAUGAAGUUCCGUGUAAUCGCACAAGGCGCCACUGUGGCGGCCCUUACAGCAGGCAUGGCAUACACUCUCUACAGGAACAACUUCGAUAAGAAAGAAGUUAUUUCACCCAACGUCUUAUCGAAAAAUGAGCACUGAAAGAAAAAGUUAAUAAGAAUCGUUUUACGACCACUUCAAGCACUAAAGUCAAAUAGAACAGAAUCUAAUAGAUCUUAAGAUUAGAUUUAAGGUGGAAUGUCACGGUUUCAUUCAGUUUGACAAUAGAUGACGCGAUUGUUCUAAUUUGAUGACCUUUUUAUGUCAUUUAAAAUAACCAUAUUUUAUUAUAUCUUUUACAUUUAGACCGUAAUUUUUCCACUUUUUAUUAUUUUAGGAAACUAAUGAAAAUUAUUUAUUUAAAUUAAGUAUUUAUAAUUUAGUCGUACUAUUUAACAGCGACUCAUCGCAAUUUGCGCGAAGUGCAAUCUUAUGUAGGCUACACAAUGAUUACCUACAAUUUGUAUGAAAUUAAAAAUGAAUUUGUUAUUAUAUUAUUUUAUAUUAUUCAUUUGACUACUAAAAUACUUCUUCUUCUUCUUC